CAUGAAGUAUCCCGUCAUUCUGCUUUACGUUCCGCGACUCUUCGUGACUGGCGUUUGUGACAAGUCGGUAUCUUUUACGUGUACAUCUGUUUUGACUGAAAGAAAAGCACUUACAAGAUGUUUUUGACACGUUCAGAAUACGAUCGUGGAGUAAACACCUUCUCACCGGAAGGAAGAUUAUUUCAAGUCGAGUAUGCUAUAGAAGCCAUUAAGCUUGGCUCUACUGCCAUUGGCAUUGCGACGACGGAAGGAGUUGUUUUAGCAGUAGAGAAACGCAUCACUUCGUCUUUAAUGGAACCAACUACCGUAGAAAAGAUCGUAGAAAUUGAUAAGCAUAUAGGAUGCGCGGCAUCCGGUCUAAUGGCUGAUUCGCGAACGAUGAUCGAUAGAGCUCGAGUCGAGUGUCAGAACCAUUGGUUUGUCUACAACGAGAAAAUGACGGUAGAAUCGACUGCGCAAGCAGUCUCCAAUCUGGCUAUACAAUUUGGCGAUAGCGACGAUGAUGGCACCGCAAUGUCCAGGCCAUUCGGUGUGGCCAUGUUGUUCGCUGGAAUUGAUGAGAAAGGUCCUCAGUUGUAUCACAUGGAUCCGUCUGGUACUUUCGUUCAGUUUGACGCAAAAGCUAUAGGAUCUGGCAGCGAAGGGGCUCAACAGAAUCUUCAAGAAGUGUAUCAUAAGUCGAUGACACUCAAAGAAGCACUGAAAGCCUCACUAACAAUACUGAAGCAAGUAAUGGAGGAAAAAUUAAACGAUACUAAUAUUGAAGUUAUGACGAUGACACCUGGGCAACUAUUUCACAUGUUCGCUAAGGCGGAGCUACAGGAGGUGAUUAAAGAUAUCGCUUAAAAGUUUAAGUCAUACACGUACGAGUUGUAAGAAAGAGUUUCAUUAUAUUGAGUCGCGUUGGGGAGUACGACCGAAUUUCUUGCAAGGAGAAUUAUUGUAAAUUAUAUUUCCACUUUAUAUGAGAUAAUUAAUUUACUCUGGUACAUUUAACAUUUGAAUUUACCACCCUUAGAAAGAGAAUAUUAAAAGGAGAAAUGAUUAUUGAAUGGAUCUUUCUCGUGAUCUUUC
This is a messenger RNA of Ooceraea biroi (clonal raider ant), 1074 nucleotides long. RefSeq names its product proteasome alpha5 subunit (gene Prosalpha5). Lineage: Eukaryota; Metazoa; Arthropoda; Insecta; Hymenoptera; Formicidae. Gene Ontology annotation, cellular component: proteasome core complex; proteasome core complex, alpha-subunit complex. The record is from RefSeq and is a predicted model, not a curated record. Gene Ontology annotation, biological process: proteasome-mediated ubiquitin-dependent protein catabolic process.